GGCGAGGGUGACAGACGGGAGCGAAUUGGACGGCAGAGGGGGCGGUUCCAGGUUUUUCCCACCCCCCCUCACCCUCCGCCUGCGCCGCGGCGGCUGCUGCUGCGUCGGGUAUCAGAGGCACCGGUGGUGCUAGCCUGUGGGAGCCAUGUACAAUGGGAUAGGACUCCCCACUCCCCGGGGCAGUGGUACCAACGGUUACGUGCAGCGCAACCUUUCAGCUGUGCGCCACAAGAAGGAUCGUACUGACUACAAGUCAGAAGAGGAGCUGAGGAAGCUGGAGUCCUCUCUGGUUAAAAAACCCAACCAGGAUAUCCUGGACCACGAGCGCAAGCGGAAGGUUGAGCUGAAAUGCUUAGAGUUGGCUGAGCUCAUGGAAGAGCAGGGGUAUGGAGAAGGGGAGAUUCAAGAGAAGGUAGCCACUUUUCGAAUGAUGCUUCUAGAGAAGGAUGUAGCAGUGGUUAAGGAGGGGGAACAGCAGCAGAAGCCUAAUGUCACAGAGACUCAUCAGCUGGCUGAGGCUAAUGAGAAGAAGAAUGAAAGGCUCCGAGCUGCCUUUGGAAUUAGUGACAGCUAUGUGGAUGGCAGCUCUUUUGACCCGAAUCGCAGGGCUAAGGAGGCAGCAGUGGCAGCAGCGGCCAAGCAACAGCAGGAGCAGCAAAAGCAAUAUAGUCUGGUCAAAGAGUCCAGCAGCUCCCGCUCACCAUCUCCGAAACAGAAGAAGAAGAAAAAGAAGAAAGACAGAGGCAGGUCUGAGAGCCGAUCACCUUCUCGAAGAGAGAGAAAGAAAAGCUCAAAGAAAAAGAAACACAGGUCAGAGUCAAAGAAAAGGAAGCACAGGUCUCCAAGUCCCAAGAGCAAACACAAAUCCAAGGAAAAGAAAAGGAAGAGGUCCACCAGUGAGUCUGCAUCUCAGAAAGGCCGCCGGGACCGCUCUUCCUCCCCUGAUGGGUCUUCCUCAUCAGACGCUUCUCUCAGCAGAUCAGGCAGUAUCACUAUGCAGAAAAGAGCCCCCUUAAGACAUCAGAGCAAGUCUCCCUCAGCUUCACGAAAACAAGGAGAAACUGAUGUGCCAGAGAGAGAACGUUCAUCUUCAACUGAGCCUGCCCGGCGUGGCAGGAGCCCAAGUCCUCGGGAAAGCAGAGAAAAAAAAAUCUCAUCCAAGCGUUCUCUCUUACGUGAGACCUGUCAGCGAUCUCCUAGUCCUUUAUCUCCUGUAAAGGAAAUGGAACGGGACAAGGAGAGGAAGUCUACGCGACAUAGCGGUAGAAAAUCCUCAUUUGAGCGGGAUUCUAGGCUCAAGCAUCGCUCCCCAGAACCGAAUGAUCUUCCUCGGGAAAAAUCUGUAGGGCACAAACGUCCCUCCUCUAAGGAGAACAGAUCUUCUGCUUCUGUCUCCCCACCCCCUAAAAAGCAAACAGAGGAUCGUAAUGGGACUCUUGCACCAUCCAAGACUAAGAUAUCUCCUGAUGAGGAGAAGCCAGCAUCUUCCUCCUCUCCUGUUUCUAAGACAACAGAGAAUAAGUCAAGGAAGUUGUCCCAUGACAGCUCUCCACAGAGGCGCUCCCGUUCUCCUUCAGAGAGUGGUAGCUGCUCUUCCUCUUCUUCCUCUUCUCCUUCUCCAGGAAGUAAGCCAGCUGUAGUUUCUCGCAGCUCUUCCCCAGAGGAGCCCCCGAAAAGGCAAGAGAAAGAAAAAGUCUCUAUACGUAGAGAGAGAUCUAGCUCAUCUCCUGAAGUCUCCCACUCUGGACAAAAGCAAUCUUCUAAGGCCACAUCUCGACGUGACUUGUCGAGCACCCCUCCAACCAGGGGCACCAGGUCAAGAGCCAGUCGCAGGGAUAAAUCCCUCUCACCAACACCUGUUGUUCGCAGAGGCAGAUCUCGGUCUCGCACCCCACCUAGAAGAGGCAGAUCACGCACACGCACACCGCCAAGGAGGGGGAGAUCUCGCUCUACUCAGAGACGUGCCCGAUCUCGUUCACGCACUCCACUAAGAAGAGCCCGUUCUCGCAGUCCACAGUGGCGAGGCCGAUCAAGAACGCCACAGCGGUGGGGCAGGUCACGCUCACGAACUCCCCCUAGAUGGGGCCGGUCUCGUACACCUCAGAGACGUGGCUGGUCGCGUUCUAGAACCCCCCAAAGGCAUGGCUGGUCUAGGAGCAGAAAUAGUGGCAGAUGGGGAAGAUCAAGGACACCACCAAGAAGGGGAAGGUCACGUUCAAGAACCCCACCAAGAAGAGGCAGGUCUAGAUCUAGAACACCACCACGCCGAGCAAGGUCCCGGUCAAGAACUCAAACUAGAAGAGGCAGAUCUAGAACCAGAACCCCUCCCAGGAGAGGGAGAUCAAGCUCUUCACCAAGAAGGGAGAAGUCCUUGAUUUCAGCAAGGAGAAGUAGGUCUGUAUCAUCUCCAGAUCGGAAGACCUCCAGAAUUUCUUCACGGAGAAGCCGCUCUGAUUCUUCUCCCAGAGUGAGAGAGAGGGUGCAAAAACCAUUGAGACGUAGCCGUUCUGGAUCAUCUCCUGAAUCAAGAAGCAGAAUACGUGUAUCUCCUAGGCGCAGUCGAUCUGGUUCUUUGCCAAAGUCAAAAAAGAAAUCACAGUUGUCUCCUAGGAGGAGUCAUUCAGGCUCAUCUCCAAGAUCUAGGAAGAAAAAGUCACAGACGCCUCCACGGCGCAGUCGCUCUAGUUCUUCUCCACGGCUGAAAAGGAAAUCCAGAUUAUCUCCAAGACGAAGUAGGUCUCGUUCUUUUCCAACCCCCAAAAAGAAAUCCAGAUCACCUGCGAGGCAUAGCCAGUCCAGGACACCUCCAGUAGUGAAAAAUAAGUCCAGAGUGUCCUCAAGGAGUAGAUCCAGCUCGUUGCAGAGACUUGCAAACAGGACUGAGGUCUCAUCAGGAAUGGAAGAAAAAUCUAAAAUGGCCUCUAGAAGAAGUCGAUCUGGUUCAUCUCCAGCAUCAAGGAGGAAAUCUAACUCCCCUGCAAGAGGUAGCACAUCUGGGUCUUCCCCAGAGGUUGAAGACAGAUUGUCGAGAAGGCGAAGCAGAUCUGAAUCUUCUCCAGAAGUGAAAACAAAGUCAAGGUCAUCCCCGGGGCCCAAAAAGGAACUGAGGUCACCUUCACGGCGAAGCCACUCUAGUUCUUCUCAAUCAUCAACAAAAGAAAACUCCUUAACACCUCCAAGACGAGCAGCCUCUCCAGAACGGAAGUCCAUAUCUCCACUGCAGCGAAGCAGAUCUGGGAGAUCUGUAGCUAUGAAAGAAAAAACUAGAUCACCACAACUGAGGCAGAGCAGGUCUGUAUCACCUCCAGCACUAAGAGAGCAGUCUGUUUCUCCCCCAAGACGAACUGCAUCUGGAGCUUCAGAGAUAAAGAAAAAAUCUACUUCACCGGUUGAGAAAUGCAAAAUUGACUCUCUUGAGUUGAAGAAGACCAAAUCACCACCAAGGCGAAGCAGGUCUGGCUCUUCACCAUCAGUAAAAGAGCAGCCUAGAUCAUCUCCCAGGGGUAAGUCCAGAUACUCUCCUGAAUUGAAGACAUCUCCAUCACCUCUAAAACAGGUCAAGUCUGGGCUUUCUCCUCCAGCUGCAAAAGAAAAGUCUACGUCACCAGCUAGGAGAAGUGGGUCCAGAUCAUCUCCUGAAUUUAAUGGCAAACCUAAAUCUCCCCCAAAUCAGAAGUACCAACAAAUGAAGGCAAAAUCAAGAUCACCUCCAAGGCACAACAAAUCUGGAUCUUCAUUAGAAAUGGAAAGAACAACACCCCCCUGCCAGAAAAGUAAAUCUGGUUCAUCUCUUUCUGGAAAAGAGAAAUCUCAGUCUCCUGCAAGGCAAAGCCAGCUUGGGUCAUCUGCAGUGCAUAAGAAGUCAGAGAGUCCAUUAAGGCGAAGCAGAUCUGGAUCUUCCUCUUCCUCCUCCUCUUCCUCCUCGUCUUCCUCUUCCUCCUCUUCCUCUUCUUCGUCAUCUUCUCCAGAGGAGGAUAAAUCUCAGUCACCCCCACGAUUGAGCCGCUCUGCUACAUUGUCAGUCAACAAAAGCAAACCUGCAGCAUCCCCAGAACACAGUCGGUCGGAUUCCUCUCCAGAACCAGAGAAUUGCACAUCUGCAAUUGCAAAGCACAACAGACCUGGAGCUUCUCCAGAAACAAGAGAGGUUGCAAGACCUGCAGUGAUGGGGCCAAGAUUACCUUUGGAGAAAAGAGAGAUAUCCAGAGAUGCUCCUCAGAGGAGCCGAUCAGGAUUGUACGCUGGGAUUAAAGAAAAACCUGGAAGCCACUCCAGUGAGAGCAGUUCAGAGUCCUCCCCAGAACGAAAAGAGAAAUCUGUAAGCCGUUCUGUAUCACCGCAAAGACCUGUAAAAUCAAGAACACCUCCAAGAUGCAGAACAUCAAAGUCACCACCUAGAUCUAGAGCAAAAUCUAGAACACCACCAAAGCGUGGAAGGUCUGGCUCACCCUUACGAUCCAGGAUGAAGUCCAGAACACCUUCAAGACGGCGUAGAUCUGGAUCUUCUCCAAGGCCCCGAAUGAAGUCUCGAACUCCUCCAAGGCAACGUAGGUCUGGAUCAUCCCCAAGGCCUCGAAUUAGGUCCAGGACUCCACCUCGGCGGCGGCGGCGAUCUGGAUCAUCUCCAAGAUCCAGAAUGAAAUCUAGAACUCCUCCCCGAAGACGCAGAUCUGGAUCAUCUCCACGGCUCAGAGAUAAAUCUAGAACACCAAUUACAAGAAGGAGGAGAUCUAUAUCACCAGUGAGUCCUAGACGGAAAUCGCGAACACCUGGGAGGCGUGGAAGAUCUAGAUCACUCUCUAGAGAGAAGUCAAACACCAGCAUGUGUCCACAUAGAUCUAAAUCGUCAUCCCAUUCUGACAGACCUAGAGGUUUUUCACGACGGGGCAGAUCUGGCUCUCCUUCACGGAGGAGCCGCUCCCGUUCACUCUCAAGGCGACGGGACAAAUCCAGGGGAUCACUACGGAGGGAAAGGUCCAUUUCUUCCCCAGGCCGAAGCCGUUCAAGAUCCGGUUCUCGUCAGGACAAAUCAGAUUUUCUGCGGAAAGGUGAACGCUCUGUCUCCUCACCUCGCAGAGGUCAUUCCCAAUCACCAGCACGGAGAGAGAUGUCAAGGCUGUCCCCACAGAGGUCUGCCAGCAGUCGGAAUGCAUCUCGUUCCCCUCCCAGGUUAGAUGCAUCACGUGUCACAGCAACUUACAAAGGCACUGGGUCUAGAGUGUCCCCUGACUUUCAGGCAUCACCUGUGAGGAAGAAUUCCAGGUCAGGCUCCCAGGAAAUGUGCUCCUCUCCAGGAAGGAAAUCCCGUUCUCCACCUGUGCUGGAGAAAUACCCUAAGUCUGACAUCCAGGAAAAGCCCACAGUCUCUUCACUCUGGCAUAGCAAAAGCAACAUUGCUAUUUCUCGUACUCCAAGCCCACCUUGCAGCGACUCACCCAGAGCACAAAAGAUCCUGUCUCCUGCCCCAUCCAUGCUGCAGGAGUCUCCUGCUUUGAAGAAUGGUGGUUCUGGGGUCAUCCGAGACAGCCCAGGAGAUAAGAGUCAGGUCACACAACCUGCCAUAGUUAGGGGAGAAACAACUGCUGGUGGACCUCUGCUGCCUGGAAGAAGCAGUUCUCAUACAGGUUCCCCUUCUAUGAAAGUGAGGUCAUUGUCUCCUCCGUCCUCCUCCUCUGCUUCCUCCAGCCCCUUGCCAGCCCUGGUUUCUGUGCUAGUCCCAGUCUCCAAAGAAGAGGAGUCUGUCUGUGAAGGAAAGGUAGUGGACAGGUCUGAAGGGCGUCUCCCGACUCUCGAGUCUGAACCGCAGGUAGCUCCUGUCACCAUGGAGGAGAAUGCCAGGAGCAGUUGUUCCACCGCCUCACAACUAGUUCCCCCUUCCCCACCGCCUUCUGCCCCCACAAAGGCAAAGAGAAGUUCCUCUGCUUCGUCCACUACUUCGUCCUCCUCCUCCUCGUCCUCAACAUCCUCCUCCUCUUCAUCUUCUGAUUCGGAAUCCAGCUCGUCUGAGUCUACCCCUCAUGAUCAGCCAGCAAAGGACCUUGAGACUGAGAGUGUACAAAAACAGCCACCAAGUCCAGUACUGAAAGAGGCGAACCGUGAAGAGCAGCCUCUGGAAGUAGUUAAGAGGAAGCGCCAUUCUCGGAGCUCCAGCAGUUCCAGCAGCAGCUCUUCCUCCUCUUCAUCCUCUUCUUCAUCGUCAUCUUCUUCAUCGUCUUCUGCCUCUUCCUCUUCCUCCUCCUCCUCUUCUUCAUCGUCAUCUUCUUCAUCAUCUUCUGCCUCUUCCUCUUCCUCGUCCUCCUCUUCUUCAGCAUCCUUACCGAAGACUGGACCCCAGGCCACAGUCAGAGUCGCUCCCAAAAAGAAACCAUCUCCAGAGAAGAGGAAGUCACGCAGUCCCCGCAAACCUAUCGACUCUUUGCGUGAUUCACGCUCCCUCAGCUACUCCCCAGCAGAGAGGCGCCGGGUUUCCCCUCCAGUCCAGACUCACUCAACUUCUAGGGACCGACGCCGGGACAGGUCCAGGGACAGAUCCUUGCAGAGAAACAGACGAAGUAUCAGCAGAUCACCGGAACGGAAACGGCGACGCAAUUCCCCCAGCUCCCGAGCUCCCCGUCGCAGAACUUCAAGGUCUCCCUAAGCUGCUUGGAGAGUCUGGAAACCCUUGCCCAUGCAACCACAGACUGCACCACCCCAGCCUCCCACAGUGCUGUCCCAGGUGGGGGCCCCCUGCCUUCUGAUGCCCAUUGGAAACUAAUGUGUUUGCGUGGGAGGGGGUGCUGUUCCUUUGCCAUCAGCUUUUUAUUCUCAUUAGUUUUUUUCCUCCACUGUCCCUGUCUUUAUUGCCCGUCAUUUGUCGGCAGCUACGUUCCCUUCCUCCUUGGACGUUUCUGCUCAGCACCCACCAAGAUCUGAUGUCUCUGCGCUCCACCCCCUCUUCUGACAGUUGGUGACUUUCAUUUGAUUUUUUUGCCCCCUCUCCUGUGAAUGUUUUUUUUCUGUGUGUUUUACAGCUAAAAUCUUCUGUGUUUUGAGAAAGGAGUCUUCUUUUCAUUGAUUUAGACAUAAAAGGUUUUAAAAAAGAAAACACAAAAAGGGGAAGGGUGGGCGGGUGGGGGGAGGGAGAUAAGUGAUAACUGAUCUGUUUGAUUUAGCGUUUCUCAGGCACCCCUCUUGAAAUAGCAGAGGGCUGUAGGAAAAGGGGGAAGGAGUGCAUGAUGGCAAUAGAAAUCUCACAAAAUUCAGUGCGUUGGGGUGGUGGAAAUGCCCUCUGCUGUUCAGUAGCCCUCUUCUGUUGCCACAUGUGAACGUCUGGGCAGAAAGAAAAGAGGUAGUUUCUUUUAGUCGCCUGCAAUGGUGUGGUUGACCUUUGGUGGUGGCAUAAUUGCAGAUUAGAACAUUCCUGCCCCCCUGCAACAAACAAAUUUUAAUAUGCUGUGCUCAUGGCCCUUUUUAUCCCUCCCUCAAAGUAAACUCUUUCGUAUUCAUCAGCUGAGCCAGGUCAGGAGGGAGGUCACGAUAGGGACUGGAAAUUGAGCAGUCAGGCAUUUUAUGGGGAAAGGUGAUGGAAAUUUUGCGGGAAAGAAGCCGAGAAACCCUAAAUCAGGGAGUGAUGGGAACAGAAGUUUCUUCAUAUUUCUUAAAAGCAUUUAAUUUUUUUUGAUAUGUACAGCAAGGAGAUUUUUUCUGUCAAAUAAAAAAAAACUUAAGAAAUCGAA
Pogona vitticeps (central bearded dragon) is the source of this 7715-nucleotide messenger RNA. It is a transcript of the gene SRRM2, whose product is annotated as serine/arginine repetitive matrix 2. Lineage: Eukaryota; Metazoa; Chordata; Lepidosauria; Squamata; Agamidae. Gene Ontology annotation, molecular function: mRNA binding. The record is from RefSeq and is a predicted model, not a curated record.